Octopus bimaculoides (California two-spot octopus) is the source of this 1638-nucleotide messenger RNA. RefSeq lists its product as uncharacterized. NCBI's taxonomy places the organism in Eukaryota, Metazoa, Mollusca, Cephalopoda, Octopoda, Octopodidae. The record is from RefSeq and is a predicted model, not a curated record.
AUGGCUGGCCAACUGAAAUUGAACAAACUCAUCUAUGAUGCCGUCAUAAAGCUGUGCUGUGAGCAGUUAGAUUCGGAGCAUAGUAGCCGCCUUGAAAUUGAUGGUAUCAUCUGUAUUGCUACUGAGGAACCCGACAAUCAGAUUGUUGUAAAGAUCCAUGAGAAACUUAGAAACGUCAGCAUUAGUAGCACAUCAAAGAACAAUUGUCCAAAGUCAUCAGUCCACUCUGUAAGACAUGAUGACCACUUCAAUCACUGCCAGGCUCAGUCUAGCCAGGAGAAUGGGCAUGAUCCAAGCUAUGCAAUGAGCAAUGGCAUUGAUGGAUCUGUUUCCUCAAAUGCCAACCAACGUGAACUUUCCUAUGGAAAUGAAUCUGCUCAAGAAAUCUCUUCCGUCCUUGACAUCCCUGGGGUUAAGGAUGAAAGCUGCCGCAUUGUUGCAGAGAACAACUUACAUUUGCAGAAUUCUUAUGGAGCAACUGCUUUCCCUGACACCAUCGAGUCUGAAAGUAGAAUGCGACUCCAAAGUGAGACAUCAAUGAGACUUCAAAGUAGCAGCUCUCAGUUUUCAUCAGGAUCUGCAAUAAUGCCCAGCUUUCAUUCAGCUCAUGCUGCCUCAGCAGCAUCCGCAUCGGGUCAGGGUUCAAUCUUGGGAAAGUUACUAACUAGUUCAAAACGGAACAAAAUCCGUUCCUCCGUUUUGCAAUCGCAGAGAGGACGAUUUACAAAAUGCAUGAUGUGUAGUGCUAUGUUCCGGAGCCAUAGCCACCUACGCAAUCACUUACGUUCAGGAUUUUGUGGGAAACAGCAGAUCCAAUCUGAAGCUAGUCGGGUUAUGAAUGUUUUUGCAAGUCAUCAUGAAACCACAGAGAAUAUGCAGAUGAAAAACUCCACGCAGAAUGAAACUGCUUUGUCCUCCGUCUCAGAGACUUCACUAAGAGCAGAUGGUUCUGCUGCCUCAAAUGACAUGUCCUCUGAACAACAAAGCCCAGAUUUUGAAGUUGUUGUCAAGCCAGAGCCACCAGAUAAUGGCUAUGAAAAUAGCCAAAACAUGAACGGUCAAUCCGACAUGAAUUUAGAAGGUGUUGAUUUAAGUCAGCAUGCUGAUAGUUUGCCAAAUAGCUCACCUAUUCAGCAGAGCCAGUCUUCUUCUGUCCUUACUUUCCCCCCAUUAGACUCAACCUCUCCAAAUUUCCAAGUACAGUCCAGUGGUACUGUAAAGUCAACAUACGAGGUAACCCUUCAGCGAGCUGCUUCUAAGUUUUCUAUGUCAUCACAGCUGUUUGGCUCUGCAUUGUCUCGGAAAGUCAGAGCAUCAGCCAGUCAGCAUAAUCGCAACCAAAUUAGCCAAAAACCAAAUUUCAACGAAAGAGGGCACUUUCAGUGCAGUUUCUGUGCAUUCGAAGUUCAGAACUGGGGCAUCUUCGAAGCUCAUAGCCAGCGUGAGCAUAACCGGUCAUUGUGUAAAGUGUGUGGUGCAGCAUUUACAUUUCGAACAAAUAAAAAUCGGCAUGAAAAGACUUGUGCAGGCCUUGUUCUAUUUACGUGUGAAAUUUGUGGCAAGAACUGCAAGCGAUCAGAUGCACUUCGAUUGCACAAAAUUAAGGCCCACCCUUGGCGAUUUGAGUUCACCACAUAA